AUGGCAGUGAGCUCGAUCAAGAACUCGAUCGAGUCGAGCCUCGAACAAACGAACUCGAUCGAGCUGGGGACUGAAUGCAAGGAGCAAGCUCAAGGAGAUUGGUCUGAGCUCAAGGCACCUAAAGUCGACCUCAAACCUUUGCCUGAGGGCCUCAGGUAUGCAUUUCUGGGUGAAAACUCAACUUACCCUGUCAUUGUGAACUCUGAUUUGGAACCUGAACAGUUGAGUGCUUUGCUUGUUGAAUUGAGGAAGUACAGAAAAGCAAUAGGUUACACUCUAGAUGAUAUCAAGGGGAUCUCCCCUGACCUAUGCAUCCAUAGGAUUCAUCUAGAGGAUGAAAGUAAGUCAAGCAUUGAACCUCAAAGGAGAUUGAACCCCAAUCUAAAGGAAGUAGUGAAGAAAGAGAUACUCAAGUUGCUUGAUGCUGGGAUAAUCUAUCCCAUCAGUGAUAGCACUUGGAUAUCUCCAGUUCAUUGCGUCCCAAAGAAAGGGGGGAUCACUGUCAUUAAAAACGACAAAGAGGAGCUGAUUCCCACUAGAACAAUAGUGGGGCAUCGCAUGUAUGUUAGAAAGAUUGGCAAACCACCCUUUUAUUGUUUUCUUGAUGGCUACAGUGGUUUCUUCCAAAUCCCGAUCCACCCUAAUGAUCAGGAGAAGACCACUUUCACAUGCCCUUAUGGCACCUUUGCUUAUCGAAGGAUGCCAUUUGGGCUGUGCAAUGCUCCAGCUACUUUCCAGAGGUGCAUGACCUCCAUUUUUUCAGAUCUGAUAGAGGAGAUGGUAGAAGUCUUCAUGGACGAUUUCUCAGUCUAUGGAGCAUCCUUCUCCUCAUGUUUGUCUAACUUGUGCAGGGUGUUGCAGAGGUGUGAGGAGACCAAUCUAGUACUCAACUGGGAGAAGUGCCACUUCAUGGUUCGAGAAGGGAUUGUGCUUGGACACAAGAUUUCCGAGAAAGGGAUCGAGCUCGAUCGAGCUAAGGUGGAUGUCAUGUUGCAGCUCCCUGUUCCCAAGACUGUGAAGGACAUAAGGAGUUUUCUGGGUCAUGCAGGGUUCUACAGAAGAUUCAUCAAGGAUUUCUCAAAGAUAGCAAGACCCUUGACAAGGCUUCUGUGCAAGGAGACAGAUUUUGAGUUUGAUGAAGAAUGCCACAAGUCUUGGACCUUGCUGAAGGAUGCUCUGGUAUCUGCCCAAUAG
Molecule: messenger RNA, 1194 nt
Organism: Microthlaspi erraticum
Lineage: Eukaryota; Viridiplantae; Streptophyta; Magnoliopsida; Brassicales; Brassicaceae
Source: the annotation of a GenBank genome assembly